Molecule: messenger RNA, 7850 nt
Organism: Sus scrofa (pig)
Lineage: Eukaryota; Metazoa; Chordata; Mammalia; Artiodactyla; Suidae
Gene: XRCC4
Product: X-ray repair cross complementing 4
Biological process (GO): positive regulation of ligase activity; double-strand break repair via nonhomologous end joining; immunoglobulin V(D)J recombination
Cellular component (GO): DNA ligase IV complex; DNA-dependent protein kinase-DNA ligase 4 complex; nucleus
Molecular function (GO): DNA binding
Source: RefSeq, a predicted model, not a curated record
UCCGGAAGUGGCGACUGCCUCUUUAAUAUGGUCGGUGGUCAAGUUUUCCUCCCCCCGCUUUUUUUCUUUUCUUUUUCUUUUGUUUUUUAAAAGUUCUUUACAACUCCGCAGCGCACAGAUUUUUCCCGGCUUGGAUUCCCCUCGAUGUGUGACCAGAAAUGGAGAGAAAAGUAAGCAGAAUCUAUCUCACUUCUGAACCUGAAAUAAUUCAUUUUCUACAAGUCGCUUGGGAGAAAACACUAGGAUCUGGUUUUGUUAUUACCCUUACUGAUGGGCAGUCAGCAUGGAUUGGGACAGUUUCUGAAUCAGAGAUUUCCCAAGAAGCUGAUGACAUGGCAUUGGAAAAAGAGAAAUAUGUUGAUGAACUGAGAAAAGCAUUGGUGUCAGGAGCAGGACCAACUGACACAUACAAGUUUAAUUUUUCAAAAGACUCUUGUCAAUUCUCCUUUGAGAAGAACUUGAAAGAUGUUUCAUUCAGACUUGGUUCCUUCAACUUAGAGAAAGUUGCAAACCCAGCUGAGGUCAUUAGAGAACUUAUUUGUUACUGCCUGGACACCAUCUCAGAAAAGCAAGCCAAAAAUGAGCACCUGCAGAAAGAAAAUGAAAGGCUUCUGAGAGAUUGGAAUGACGUUCAAGAACGAUUUGAAAAAUGUGUUAGUGCUAAGGAAGCUGUGGAGACUGAUCUUUAUAAACGAUUUAUUCUGGUGCUGAAUGAGAAGAAAGCAAAGAUCAGAAGCUUAUAUAAAUUGUUAAAUGAAGUUCAAGAACUUGAAAAGAACAUCGAGCAUAAAAGGGAAAUUCCAACAUGUUCUGAAAUGACUACUGACAGAGAUUCAAUCUAUGAUGAAAGUACCGAUGAGGAAAAUGAAAUUCCACCUAAUCCCUCUGUAUUAACUUCAGCUACUUUAAAAAGAGAUGAUUCCAUUAUUUCAAGUCCUGAUGUCACUGAUAUUGCACCGAGUAGAAAGAGAAGGCAGCGGAUGCAAAAAAAUCUUGGGACAGAACCUAAAAUGGCUUCACAGGAGCUUCAGCUUCAAGAAAAAGAAAAGCCACCACCCUAGGAACUGCCUCUCUAGGCGUGGACCAGUAGAAGAUGUUCUCCACUCCUUAUUAUUUUUCACCAGUAUUAUUCUCUUAUGUAUCCACAUAGCUUCUUCCCCUCCCUCCCAAAGAAAAUGAUGUCCUUUUCCAUGACUACACCUCCAUGUCCUUAUCUCCUAAUCCUAAUCCAUGCUUUACUUAUCCGUACUGUUCUCAAUAAUUAGACUUAACUGAAAUUCUACAACUAUUUCUCAUCCCUUCUCUUUUAUGUUUCUGUUUUGCCUAAACUGUUCUCUCUGCUUGAAAAUUCUUAUUUCCCAAUUCUUUUAUAAUCCUAGCCUUCAAAAGUCACCUCCUGUACCAGACUUUCCUGGAAAUCAUGAGCACAGUCUUUCCUCAUUGAGUUUGUAGGCUAUUAAGCACAUCAUCUAAUUUUUAACCCAUUUCGAAUGGUAUGGUGUGUUUGUGUCUUAUCUCCAUACUCAGUUGCUUGAAUACUAAGGUAGAACACUGGCACCUUCUGUGUUCCAUGCUCUUAGCAGGAUAUCUGUAGCUUGAGUGUUAGGUAUACAUGAUAUAUUUGUUGAAGUAAUAAAUGAGUGAGUUGGAAUAACUUGGUGUCCUAGUGGUUGGGAAUCAGCAUUGUCACUGCUAUGGUUUGGGUUGAUCCCUGGCCCAGGAAUUUCCACAUGCUGUCGGUACAGCCAAAUAAAUUAAUUAAUACAUGAGUAAAUGACUGUGUUUUUACAUCAGAUUACCUGAGAAAAAUGGUAGAAUAUACAAGGAUAUAUAACUGCAGAAGCAAUUGUGAUUUUAAACAGAGUAGGUUGCAAAAGUUUCUUUUAAAUUAACACUAUAAAAGCAACCAAAGUAUAGGUAUUUUAAAGUUGGUUUUAUUUAUAAAAUUGUAGGUGUUAAUAAUGUCAUUAAUAUCUCUAACUCUUUAAAUCUCUUUUCUAAAAUGUUCAGAGAUGUUUAACUUUUGACUUUUCCUCUUUUUAUGAUAAAUACAUAUAAAUAGUACUUUAAACAAUAUGUGGACUAAAGAAUAAAAUAUGACAAAAAGAAAAUGGCCAUGACUGUUUUCAUCAUUUGUUUGUAGCUAAGCAGACACACCUGUGCUUUAGCCAAUGGUGUAUGUAUCUACAAGACUUCCUAAGUACAGAGAGAAAAACUUAGAGACCUUUUCUUGCGCAAGUACUAUUUUCUGCCAAAGAACUAUAAUCAAAAGACAAUGGGGGCCACAAAAGCAAAGAGUCGAUAUUGUUGACUUUCAGGGUUUAAAUUUUUGGUAUUUUGAAUGAAAAAUGUAAAGUUAAGAAAUAGUCCAAAGACAGAGUAAUAACAGUAGCUUUGCCAAUAGAAAUUUAUCUUCACUGUAUUGUGCCAUAAAAAGUCAUGUGCUCCAAGUAUUUAUGACUUACAGUGAAACUUCUGGUGAACUGGCUAAAUAAAAAUGUUUUAGGAGCAAUGGACAUCCAAGUAGUACUUACAUUAUUUCAAAGAAUAUAUGUGGCCUUAAAAACCAUAGGCAGAAAAAAUUCUUACCAUUAGCAGCAAAUUCUACUUAGUAGCUUUGUAGGAAUUAAUUGAGAAGACUUCUGGAUCCCUUAUUAGAUCACGAGCAAAAAAACCCCGAGUAAAAUAAUAAUAAUAGCAACAACAAUAAAACUAGCAUAAUUACGAUUAAAGGACCAUCUUUCAAAAAUAAAAUACACAAAAUAGAAAUUUGGCUGUAGACAUGAAUUUUAGGUAUGUAUAAAUUAUUAGUGAUUUAUUUCUGGUUCACAUAAAUUUAUUUAGCUUUAGUGAUAAUGCUUUUCUUCCAUUGCUGACAUUGUUAAAGAACUUUUGAAGGCAUUUUUAGAACAUUUUAGACAUUCUAAGCCUUUGAGGAACAUAUUUAAAGACAUUUUUAUAGAAUAGGAGUUUUUUUGGGAGAACUACUUAGUGCUAUGAUGGAGUCCUUGAAUCCAUUGAAGUAGGUAAAUAGAAAACACAAUCGGCAAAUAGUUCUUCCCAAAAACUCUGUAGGAUCAUUUCUCAAGGUUUCUUAUCUUGAGCACUGAUACCUCAAGAAGAAGAGUUUGCAGAAUCUACAAACUCAACAAUCAAUGGAUUGGGUAAAAGUAAAAGUUUUUUUUUUUUUUUUUUUUACUUCUUGAUAUCCUAAUGUGCAUCACGGACCCUCGGGAAGAACAUACAUAGAGUUUAUAACACUUAAAAAGAAUUGUUUGACCGUAGAACCAGUUUUUCAUCAAACAUCGUGUAUCAGUAUGGGAUACAUUUUUAAAAACACUGUCUUGUUUCAAAGUGAAAAAAUUGAUGUGCAUAUAGACUAAUCUAUCUUACAUUUCUGUGAUAAGUUAUUCAUAAAAAGAUGCCAUUAGAAAAGAUACACACCAUUCUGGCAUCAUAGAGCUGACAUGUUCAGUGAGUAACUUUAUGAAAAAGUUGACAAACAUGAAAAAUGACUGUAUACUAUGAUAUAUGCUAAGAAGAAAACAAAAUGGGUAGUUGAGAUGAGUAGGUAGGCAGGAAAGAUUCUAGGCAGGUAAUAGUUAAGCUUUAUGUAAACACAAGGAGCUAGCUUUUUAGAAGUGAGAUAAUGCUUGAAGAAAGAAUGCUAUGUGCAGAGGCUCUAAAUUGGGAAAAAAAACUUGGCCUGAUUUGGUAAUAACGUAAGUAGGAAGUAACACACACACGCACACGCACACGCACACACACACGUAUGCACGCACUAGAUGAGGCAGGCAGGAGAGAUAAUGCAAAGCCUGGAGCACAAAGUAAGGGAGAUGGAUUUGAUUUUAUGUGCUUUUGGAAACUUUUCCAGGGUUUUAAACAGUGAAUUGUGUUACUUGAUUUACACUGUUAGAAGAUCACUUUUUCUGCUCUGUGGUGGAUUGAUUGAAAGUGGGCCAGAGUGGAACUCUGCAAGACCAGUUAAGAGGCUGCUAUAAUCCAGAUGAGAGAUGAAAAGGGAUGAUGUGUUGUCAAAUUCAAGAUACAGUUUGAUGCUUUCCAGUGGAAGAUAAGAGAGAAGUAGCAAAUAAGGAUGACCUUGAUCUUCUUUUCCUCCUCUGCUCUUCUUUCCAGAGAGCAGCCCUAGUGAUAUUUAGCAUUGCUUUAUGCCAAAGUAUAAAUUAUAUAAAUUACACAAUCUCUCUUGGGUUUGACUUAGUUGAUGGAACAUUUGUAGGAUUUCCAAAAUGAUUGACAGACACAAUGUGUAAAAUCCCUGAAGUGACAUUUACUUACCUCUUUGCCUGUUCUGUUCAUCUUAUUCUGACACUUUAUUUCAGCGCACCCUUUCAUUUCAAAUAAACCUCAUUUUCUUUCACCUUAAUUUUGACAAUCUUGUAUAGGACAUGCAAAUGAAUAUUGAAUUGGUACUGUGAGAAAUGAGAACUCUUUUGGCAAGGAUAUGCCACUAUGUUAUUCGCCAUAGUAGCUGUCUUUAUCACUAUUUUCGAUAGCCAAGUGUUAUUCCCCCUAAAUAUGAAACCAUGCUUCCUGUGAUUUAUGGCCUUUGAGUCCGUGAUAAAAAACCAAAACAAAACUAAGUUAUGGAGACAUCUCUUCCACAUAGAAUGCUUGUGCUACACAGAAGUAUUGUGCAGAUUAAUUUCAGCUUCGUUUGUUCAAAUUUAAAUUACAUGUACUUUUGUUAGCUAAAUUCUAUGUAAAUGAAAAUUAUACAGGAAAUAAGAAUAUUAUUUAGGAUUUGCUUCAUUUGUAUUUAUGAACUGAAUGUCCUCUAAAAUCUGUGCAUAGGAAUAUUUUCUCUUGAGUUUUCUAAGGUUUUUUAAUGUAUAUACUGAUAUGUAAGUAUUUUAAGUAUCUAUUAAUAGCAGGUUAUAGAAAUAUGCAGUGUUUUUGCUUUGGAAGAUAGGUUGUGAAGAAAUACCUAAGGAUUUUGAGGAUUAUUCAACUUUAGACAAUAUUAAAGAUUGAGAUCAUAGAAUACUUUAAAUACAGUCUUACUUAAAAACAUAUAUCUAUCUACAUAAUAGAUAUAUACACACACACAAAUAAAAGAUACCAAAGUAUACUUUAUUUUUCUUACAGAUCAUAGAGAUGCUUGCCUUAAAGAUUGCCUCUUAAAUUGUCUCCUCUUAAUGAAUGAAAAACUGAUGUGCUUUAACAUCCUUAGUUAUUCACCAAAGAAUUUCAAAGUAAUAGCUAUACAUUUGCUAGGCCUAGUUUCUGCUAGUUCUCUUUGGCACGGAAAUUCUAAAUGAGCACAUGAAUAUCUGUGAAGAUGCGUCCUUCCAUAUACUCUUCAAGCCCUUGUUAUUUCUCAUCUGAUGUACUAUCAUUUCUUCCUAUCACAUCUCCCUGCUUCUAGUUUUUCUUUUCUCUAAGCCAUUCUCCAUCUUGCUGCCAAAAUGACCUUAGUAAAACAUAUCUAAUCCUGCCAUUCCUUGUUUAAAUGCAUCAAUUUAAAAUCCAAACUAUCUCUCAUAGUGUGGAGGACCCUUCAAUGCACCAUCUCUUUCUGUCUGUACUUACAGAGCAGAGGUAUGCCAUUAUUACCCCAUUUAGAGAAACUCAGAGAGACCAAAGAACUUCUGCAAUGUUAUAAAGCUAAUAAGCAGCAGAGUUUAGGUUACAUAUUGUAUGAAUUAAGUCCUUUGAAGUGUGUUGAAAAUUUUCUUUUGACACCAUAAUAUUCUGUAUGUUCUAGAAAAAAAAAUUGUCUGCAAUUGUUGGAUGAAGUGUUCUAAAUAUGUUCAGUGGAUCAAAUUUGUUAAUCUUCUUAUUGAAAUCUUCUAUGGCUACUUCCACUUUCCUCUGGUUAUUCAAUGAAAAGAGAUGUGUUAAAAUCUUUCACUGCUAUAAUAAGUUUGUCUGUAUCUCAUCGGAGUUGUCAGUCUGACACUAUGUUAUUAGAGAAGGUAGUUUUAUUUUCUGGAAGAAUAGAAUCUUUUAUUGUGAAAUCACUUGCAUUAAUGGUUUUAUUUCAAAAGAUAUUAAUGUAACCAUAUGAGAUUUCUCUUGGGUAGAAUUGACCUGGUAAAUAUGUUUUUCUGUCAUUGUUACUUUCUCCUUUUAUGUAUUCUUACAUUUGGAAAUCUCUGAAUACCACUGUAUUUAACUGGAUUUUUUUUUUAAAAAAAAACCUCAUCUGAUAGUUUUUGUUUUUCAACUUUUUGUUUUUAUAUUUUGGAGGAAAUACACUCUUUCUCUUCUAGUGGCUAUUCUAAUAUUCCAGCAUAUUUUCUUAACAUAUGAAAAUGUAAAGUCAGUCAGAUACCCAUUUGCUCCUAUCAGAGAACACAAUAAUUUGGAACACUUUAAUUCCUUUCAGUUUUAAUUCCUUCCUUCUUUUAUUUAAUUAAUUUAUUUAUUUAUAGUUUUAGGGCCUUACCCAUAACACAUGGAUGUUCCCAGGCUAGGGGUUGAAUUGGAGCUGCAGCUGCCAGCCUAUACCACAGUCACAGCAUUUGGGAUCCGAGCCGAGUCUGUGACCUACACCACAGCUCAUGGCAACACCGGAUCCUUAACCCACUGAACAAGGGUAGGGAUUGAACCCACAUCCUCAUGGAUCCUAGUUGGAUUCGUUAACUGCUGAGCCACGAAGGGAAUUCCCAUCUCUGUUGUUCUUAAGUUUCACUAUGGUACAUUCAAAUGCGGAUAUCUUUUUGGUUAUUUUGCUUGUGAUUCAUGAUUUUAAGGGAGAAUGGUCAUUUUCAUUGGUUUUAAAAAUUCCUCAGUCAUUAUUUCAUCAAAUAUCUCUUCUGUUUUAUAUUCUCGUUUCCUUCCUUUUGGAGUUCAAAUUAUGCUUACUUUAGACCAUCUCAUUCUAUUUUCUGUGUCUCUUAACCUUUCUUUUCUACUUCUCUGACUUACUGUGCUGAAUUCUGCAUAAUUCCUUCUAGUCUAUGCUUUAGUUUACUAAUUUCUCUCUGCAGGUAUGAAAGCCUAAUCUCUGUUAAGCCUGGGCAUUGAAUUUUGAAUUUCAGGUGUUAUAUUUUUUAUUUCUAGAAAUUGUAUGUGGUUCUUUUUCAAAUCUCCUUUAUCAUUGUUUAUAGUUUCCUGUUAUUAUUCUUAAGAGUAUCUUUUACUUCUUGAAAUGUAAGCAUUGUUAUUUUAUUGCUGUUCAUUGGUUACAUUUGAAAUCGCCACAUCUAAUCUCUGUUGUUCUUGUUUCUACUGUUCUCACAUAUGAGCCUUAUUGCCUCAUGAAGUAAGUAAAUUUUUACUGUGUGAUACUCAUUUUUUUCUUAGAAAAUUACUUGUGGAAAUUCUUUGAGACAUAGUACAGAAGUGUUUUCCCUGAAAAAUAUUUGUCAUCACUUCUGCCAUCUGUAGGGACUGAUGGUCUUCAACUACUUUAAACUGCCUGUUGUGAGGUGUUCUUGUUCGUUUACUUUUCAGUUUUAUUGAAGUGUAAUUUACAAAUGAAAGUGUAAUAUAUUUGAAGUGCACAAUAUAAUGAUACAUAUACCUUGUGAAAGGAUUACCACAUUUGAGUUAAUACAUUCAGCAUUGUUUUUAAACUCCCCAAAUCACAUUAAUUUGAGUUGCAGAUAUACCCAAGGGCAGGUUUGUGGUUACCAAAGAAUCUUGUAGUGACCCAGAUUUCUGAGGGAGGGUCUCUUCUUUGGGCAAGCUCUAAGCUUUGUCUUUGCCCCUCUGUGCUCCACAACUCUGAAAAUUAUAGUUUAAGCUCACAAAGUUCCAAUCAACGUCCUCAGGCAAAAAAAGGUUUUAGUACAGUUUAUCUUCCUAGGGUCCUACCUUCCGUUAAGUUUUAUUCUAAUAAUUUCCUUCGAAUUUUAUCAACUCUCCAAUGCUAUUAAGAA